Motacilla alba alba is the source of this 3103-nucleotide messenger RNA. RefSeq names its product extracellular matrix protein 2 (gene ECM2). Gene Ontology annotation, biological process: positive regulation of cell-substrate adhesion; extracellular matrix organization. Lineage: Eukaryota; Metazoa; Chordata; Aves; Passeriformes; Motacillidae. The record is from RefSeq and is a predicted model, not a curated record. Gene Ontology annotation, cellular component: extracellular matrix. The transcript has 10 exons. Bases 296 to 2323 code for a protein of 675 amino acids. Gene Ontology annotation, molecular function: collagen V binding; protein binding; heparin binding.
GGGACCGGAGGCAUUGUGCUGCUCCUCAUUUGCCCGAGCGAGGUUCCAGCGCUCCAAGCACCAGCACGAGCUGAGGCUCUGCACACAGAACUCAGCCCCGGCUCCCCAGGGGAAGAAGCUAUUCCAGACUUAACUAAGGAAUCAUCUCACAUGUUUCAACAAUCCCUACAGUUUCUCUGUUUGUUUUAAAGAUAUCACUGAGAUUUUGUUUCAUUUGCAACGGGAGACUAAAUGACAGCAAGCAGAAUCUGCUGUUAGGUUAGAUUACAAGGGCACUCUGGGGGACUCAUAGACGAUGCAGGCACCAUCGCUGCUCUGUUAUUUCCUGCUCCUCUGGCUGUGCAGGGAUUUGUGCCCAGCUGAAGGCGGCACUGGCAGGAGGCAGAGGAGGAGGAUGCCCCCCAGGGGGCUGGGGAGGAGCCCCUGGGGAGGGCACAGGAGCCCCAGGGCAGCCGGGAUGGAGCCCCCGGGACACAGGAUCCCGCUCAUCUCCAUCGAUGACAGCGUCAUGGGCGCGUUUGACUCUCUGGUGGGGCUGGGGCAACGCGAGAGCACCUACAAUGUCUUACCAGGGAAGAAGGGGCAGUGCACAGCUAACGGGAUGAUCAUGUUCGACAAAGCCGUGUGGUCUCCCCAGCCCUGCGUCACCUGCCUGUGCUCCCAGGGACAGGUGAUCUGUGACACAGCCAUGUGUCACCCGCUGAAAUGUCCCCAGACUGUCAUUCCCGCAGGAGAGUGCUGCCCAGUGUGUUCUGAGACUGUCUCCUCGCUGGACUCCAGUAUAAUUUCACUGGAUGACAUCAGUGAGUUGUCUGGUGACUCCCCAGACCCCAAGGACCUCGACAGCACCAGUGCUCUGCCAUCGGCACGAACUCACAUGGAGAAGGAUGAGCUGCUUCCAACAGAAGUGAUAGAGGUUAGAGACAAGGAGGGUCACAAAAAAGGGCAGAAGAAAAGAAAAAGGAAAGGCAAAAAGAAUCGCCAGAGGAACAAAGGGCGUCACAGAGAGAAGCUGCCUGUCCCCAGAACAGGAGCUGCAGGAGAUGUGCAGUAUGAAAGUGAUGAAGAUGAUGGUGCUUUCAGAAUUCCAUCUCAUUUCCCAAUUCCUGUUCCACCCAUAGAAGCUCCUCCUUUGCCAUCUGGAUGUUCCACCUCGGACACCACAGUAAGCUGCAUUAAUGCCAAACUUACACAAAUACCUCCCAUCUCAGAUCCAGACUUAACGAGUUUAGACCUUACAGGAAAUAGCAUCACUACUAUCUCAGAUGAAGCAUUCAAUGGGAUACCUAAUUUGGAAUGGAUUGAUCUGAGUAAAAAUAACAUUACCUCUCCUGGCAUAGGUCCCAAAGCAUUCAAAACCCUGAAAAAGCUGAAACGUUUGUAUUUGGAUGGAAAUAUGCUGGUACUUAUUCCCUCUGAAUUGCCAUCAACUUUGGAAGAAAUAAAAAUAAAUGACAACCAACUUCAUGCCAUUGAUGAAGACGGCUUAAAAGAUUUAAAGAACUUGGUCACUCUGGAAUUAGAAGGAAAUAAACUUAGUGAAGCAAAUGUCAGUCCUUUGGCCUUUGAUCCUUUGAAAAGUCUUUCUUAUUUGCGACUGGGAAGAAAUAAAUUUAGAAUUAUACCACAAGGUCUUCCUGCCACUCUUGAGGAGUUAUAUCUUGAACAUAAUCAAAUUGAAGAAGUGUCAGAAAUUUGCUUUAACCAUACCAGAAACAUCAACAUCAUUGGGCUAAAGCAUAACAAAUUAGAAGAGCACAGGAUAGCACCUUUGGCUUGGAUAAACCAAGAGAACUUGGAGUCAAUUGAUCUCUCUUAUAAUAAGUUGUAUCAUGUUCCCUCCUACCUGCCAAAAUCUUUACUCCAUCUGGUACUUAUAGGAAAUCAGAUUGAAAGAAUUCCAGGCUAUGUGUUUGGCCACAUGAGGCCUGGGCUGGAGUAUCUCUACCUGUCCUUUAACAAACUCACUGACGAUGGCAUUGACCCAGUGUCAUUUUUUGGAGCUUACCAUUCUCUGAGGGAGCUCUUUUUGGAUCACAAUGAAUUGAAGGCUGUACCCUUUGGGAUUGAUGAAAUGAGAAAACUACGUUUUCUAAGACUGAACAAUAAUAAAAUAAGGACGGUGCCCCCAGAACGCAUCUGCAGGACUCGGAGCCACCACGAGGACGAGGAUGACCACAGUGAGGAGGAGCAUGAAGAUUCCCACUUGGAACACGUUCACCUUGAAAACAACUACAUCAACACAAGGCAGCUCUCCCCACAUUCAUUUUCAUGCAUAAGAUCUUAUUGCAGUGUUGUUCUUAAACCACAGAAGACCAAAUAAACCCCCCAGUUCUGCAUUGCAACCCCCCCCAUCUCUAGAAAUGCAGUUUUAUUUAUUCUCUCUACUCCACUGGUCUGCUUAUUUCUGAUGUAAACCCUUCCUACCAUAAAUAUGAUACUGUAGUAAGGUACUGAAGUAAGGUACCAGUGUGUUUCUUCAUACUGUUUCAUUAUAAAACCAUUAAAUGCAAAAAUUGAAGCUUAAGAUUAUGACAUCUAUUUUUAUUUCUAUUAACACUAUUCUGCUUAAGUGCAUCAGGUCAAACUGUGCCCCCAGGAACACCCUCUAUAAGAUCAGAUUUUAGGAUUUAAGAAUAUAACUAAACCCUCAGCUUGGUCCUAUCUUAUUUGAUUAACUGAAUUUAAAAUAUUUUAAGUGGUACCUUGUAAAAAUUGUACAUAAAAGAUAAAAAUCCUUGAGCUACGAACAUUCUAGCAAUGCAGGAAUCAAAUUUCUAAAACACACACAGGACUGGAUUUUCUACCAAACAUUUGAAGUGUAAAACUCUCUUCCAAGUGAAAUUUUAAGAAAAAAACUUAAAUUAUUUGUUGUAGAUUACCCUAAAAACUUCCUGUAUUCACACAGAUUCUGAUGAACUGGACAAAUGAACAAUUAAUUUCUAUCUGGAUGCCUUUUUUUUUUUUUUAAACAAAGUAUAUUUUAAUUUUUAAAAGUUAUUUUUAAAGUCACAGUAAUAGGUUCCGCUCAUUUGUACCAUAGUUAGUUUGUUAGAUUUUUAUACUGUACAGGAUGUGUAGUCUUAUAAUAAAUUUAAGCAAA